Messenger RNA from Phycodurus eques (leafy seadragon), 1687 nucleotides. RefSeq names its product glutathione peroxidase 1a (gene gpx1a). The transcript is spliced from 2 exons. The record is from RefSeq and is a predicted model, not a curated record. Gene Ontology annotation, biological process: hydrogen peroxide catabolic process; glutathione metabolic process; response to selenium ion. Gene Ontology annotation, molecular function: glutathione peroxidase activity. Gene Ontology annotation, cellular component: cytosol; mitochondrion. NCBI's taxonomy places the organism in Eukaryota, Metazoa, Chordata, Actinopteri, Syngnathiformes, Syngnathidae.
AUUGUUGACGGCGUCGCCAAAACCAACCACACUUUUUCAAAUGAAUUAUUAUUUUUUUUACUUUUGUAACGUUUAAUAUUAAAAAUCGCUUUCCUGGUGCAACACAGUCGACAAGUACGAACGAGGUACACUGUGACUGGCUGCUGCUUUUCCUUCAGGUUCAUAUAAACAUUAAGAGGGCUGGAUUGUUGACAUUAACUGGACCCGCUUGACGUAAGUAAAAUAAAACCCCCCUUUAAUUUAUGUAUUUUUUAAAAUGAAAAAAAUUGUAACAAACUCCACUUGCUGAAUAAGAAUGGCUGCGAGACGGUUUUAUGACCUGACAGCGAAGUUACUGAGUGGAGAAAUCUUGAAUUUCUCCUCACUGAAAGGGAAGGUGGUCCUCGUUGAGAAUGUGGCGUCACUUUGAGGAACGACAACAAGGGAUUACACCCAGAUGAACGACCUUCACUGCCGCUAUUCCGCUCAAGGCCUCGCAGUUCUGGGUGUACCCUGCAAUCAGUUUGGACAUCAGGAAAACUGCAAAAAUUAAGAGAUCCUGAGGUCACUUAAGCAUGUCCGUCCAGGGAAUGGCUUUGAACCGAAGUUCCAGCGUCUGGAGAAAGUGGAAGUGAAUGGAAAGAAUACCCACCCCUUGUUUGUCUUUUUGAAAGAAAAGCUUCCGUUCCCUUCUGAUGAUAUCAUGGCUCUCAUGACAGAUCCAAAGUUGAUCAUUUGGAGUCCUGUCGGUCGCAGUGAUGUGUCCUGGAACUUUGAGAAGUUUCUGGUUGGUCCAGGUGGGCAACCUUAUAAGCGCUACAGCAGGAAGUUUCCCACCAUUGACAUAUAAACAGAUAUUAAAGAGCUGCUUAAGCAUGUUAAGUAAAGUGCACUCCAAUUGGCUUGCUGUGAGUUAUCAAGUUUUACCAGUUUAGUAAUAAGUUUCAUAGUAAGUAGUCACACUUUUAUAUUUGUUUCUUUUAUGUGCUCCAUCGGCAGUUUAAUCCACAACCUCCUUAAAAAUAUAAUGACAUUAGCAAUACAUCAUGGCUACAGUAGUCAUUUUACCCAAUGAUGAUGCACCUUGAAACCGUUUUUGAAUGGGGAGUUUCUGAUGAAUAUGUAAAAGACUGAUUUAGCCACGGCAUAGGCUGAUAUAAUAAAAUUUACAAUGCAUACAAGUACAUACAGUCAUGGAAACAUUUAUUCGACCACCGUUGUUUCUUCAGUUUCUUGUUUGUUUAAUGCCUGGUACAACUAAAGAUACACUUGUUUGGACAAAUAUAAUGAUGACAACAAAAAUAACUCGAGAUUUUUAUUUAAGAGCAGAUAUCUCACCAUUUUCAAUGGUUUUCUUGAUAACCAAAAUCACUAGGAAUACAAUGACUUGUGAACGUAAGCAUGUCAAACAGGACAUAAAGGCUUAUGGAAUAAGCUGCAUUUUUAUCAUGUUCAUUGUAUUCUUCAGGUACUGUAAUACACUGUUUGUGGUACCAGGUAUUUAAAUGAACAAAAGAUUGAAAGAAAAAAAAAAAGUGGUCUAAUAUUUUUUUUAAAUGGGUACACCUGCACAAGAUGCAAAACAACCUACGGUAUAUAAAAGUAUACCGUUACAAAGAUAUAAUGCCCAGUUCUUAGGGACACCAUCACAAAUGUAUUUUGAGUUGCAUCCAUCCAUUUUUUUAUUGCGCUUAUCCUCACUGAGUCA